AUGAACUCUCAACAUUCCCAAGAAUCGUCAGAGGACAGCAUGGACUCUCAACAUUCAAAUGAAUACCACACAGACACGCCGGUCUACAGUCGUGCACGCUCAGGCGGUCCGAGUCGUAUCCCGGACUUUGUUAUCUAUAAAGCGGGGGUAGAUGACAACCGCAGCGACAUAUUGAUUGCUGUGGUUGAGGUGAAGAAAGAUAACGAUCUUAGUGCGGAAGCCGAAGUACAGUUGAUAGGCUACAUGAAGGGAAUGGCAGGUUAUAACAAAGGUACUUUACAUCCUAGGCUGAACGGUCGCCCCACACCCGUUGGAGUCCUGAUAGACAGCGAGUCAGUCAAGAUAUUCCGACUACAGUCGCAUGAACGCGACGCCACGAUUGCCGACAACGCGGUACUAAUCGCCAGUACCCUUAUGGCCGAGGAAACGAAUGCUCUGUGGGACCGGCUUGACGAGCAUGCCAGAGGUUGGUUUACUCCGAAACUCCUCCCUCGUCAACAAGGAAAUUGA
Molecule: messenger RNA, 510 nt
Organism: Marasmius oreades (fairy-ring Marasmius)
Lineage: Eukaryota; Fungi; Basidiomycota; Agaricomycetes; Agaricales; Marasmiaceae
Exons: 3
Coding region: 1-510 (169 amino acids)
Source: RefSeq, a predicted model, not a curated record